AUGCUAAAGCUGGGGCCCAGUGGGUCGCUCCUGCUGCUGCUCUCCAGGGUCCUGGUGGAGACAUGGGCAGGCUUCCACUCCCUAAAGAUUUUCUACACCGCGAGGUCCCGGCCCAGCGACGGGGAGCCCCUAGUCACCUCCGUGGGCUACGUGGACGACACGCAGUUCGGGCGGUUCGACAGCGACUCUCCGAAUCAGACCGUGGAGCUGCGGGCGCCCUGGGAGGGGGAGGUGGGACAGAAGGAUCUGGACGAGGAGACGCAGAACCAGAGGCGCACGGCGCAGAGGCUCAGAGCGCUGCUGCAGGACCUGCGCGGCCGCUACAACCAGAGCCCGGACGGAUCUCACACCAUCCAGAGGAAAUGGGGCUGCGAUGUGGGGACCGACGGGCGCUUCCUCCGCGGAUACGAGCAGUUCGCCUAUGACGGCGCCGAUUACAUCGCCCUGACCCUGGACCUGCGCUCCUGGACCCCCGCGGACCCGGUGGCCCAGAUCACCCAGUGCCAGUGGGAGGCGUCGGGGAGGGCGGAGCAAGUGAAGAAACUCCUGGAGGAAAGGUGUGUGCACUGGCUGCUCAGAUUCCUGGACAUGAGGAAUCAGACUCUGCAGCGCGCAGAUCCUCCAAAGACACAGAUGACCCACCACCCCACCUCUGACUAUGAGGUCACCCUGAGGUGCUGGGCCCUGGGCUUCUACCCUGCGGAGAUCACCCUGACCUGGCAGCGAGAUGGGGAGAACCUGACCCAGAACAUGGAGCUGGUGGACACCAGGCCUGGGGGGGAUGGAACCUUCCAGAAGUGGGCGGCUGUGGUGGUGCAUUCUGGAGAGGAGCAGAGAUACACAUGCCAUGUGCAGCAUGUGGGGCUUCCGGAGCCCCGAGUCCUGAGAUGGGAGCCCCCUCUUCAGUCCUCCACCCCCACUGGGGGCCUCAUUGCUGGCCUGGUUCUCCUUGGAGCUGUGCUCACUGGGGCUGCGGUGGCUGCAGCUGUGAUGUAGAGGAAGAAGCACUCAGG
Condylura cristata (star-nosed mole) is the source of this 1013-nucleotide messenger RNA. RefSeq names its product patr class I histocompatibility antigen, A-108 alpha chain-like. Gene Ontology annotation, molecular function: signaling receptor binding; peptide antigen binding. The transcript has 6 exons. The coding region runs from base 1 to 996 and encodes 331 amino acids. Gene Ontology annotation, cellular component: external side of plasma membrane. Gene Ontology annotation, biological process: immune response; antigen processing and presentation of endogenous peptide antigen via MHC class Ib; positive regulation of T cell mediated cytotoxicity. NCBI's taxonomy places the organism in Eukaryota, Metazoa, Chordata, Mammalia, Eulipotyphla, Talpidae. The record is from RefSeq and is a predicted model, not a curated record.